Molecule: messenger RNA, 2237 nt
Organism: Rhododendron vialii
Lineage: Eukaryota; Viridiplantae; Streptophyta; Magnoliopsida; Ericales; Ericaceae
Product: protein NRT1/ PTR FAMILY 2.13-like
Exons: 6
Coding region: 41-1915 (624 amino acids)
Biological process (GO): transmembrane transport
Cellular component (GO): plasma membrane
Molecular function (GO): transmembrane transporter activity
Source: RefSeq, a predicted model, not a curated record
GCCAAGGCACACAGCCCAAGCACACCAGGAAAUAGUACUAAUGGAGGUAGAGAAAAGCAAGAAGAAUAAGCAGUCAGGCUACUUUUCAUGGUUAGCUUGCUGCACCAAAAGCCCCCCCAUCUCUUCUUCAACUUCAUCUCCACCUUCUCCAGAAGUUGAAUUUCCAGAGAAGGAUAGCAUGGUUCUUUUGCCAAUUUCAAAGAUCACCAAAAGAAAGCCCGCUGGAUGGAAGGCCAUGCCUUACGUCCUAGGAAAUGAAACAUUUGAGAGGUUAGCAACGUUUGGGUUGAUGGGGAACUUCAUGAUUUUCUUGUUAACAAAGUUCAACAUGGAGCAGGCAUCCGCUGCGAACGUCCUCAACAUAUGGUUUGGUGUGACUAAUUUUGCACCCUUGAUUGGCGCAUUCAUCUCUGAUGCCUACGUUGGCAGGUUUUGGACCAUUGGUGUUGCCUCCUUCGCUUCUCUUGUGGGAAUGGGAACCCUAACCCUAAUUGCUUGGAAACCUGAACUGCAUCCUCCUCCAUGCACCCAACAGCAACUCCCUGGAUGCCAGGGACCCACCACACCCCAACUCUGUGUUUUGUUUCUGGCCCUUGGAUUCCUAUCCAUAGCCACAGGUGGCAUCAGGCCAUGCAGUCUCCCGUUUGGUGUAGACCAAUUUGAUGCAACCACCGAUGAGGGCAGGAAAGGGAUCAACAGCUUCUUCAACUGGUACUACACCACAUUUACGGUGGUCUUGAUCUUGGCCCUAACUGUGGUGGUUUACAUACAAGACAGUGUCAGUUGGGUGUUAGGAUUCGGGAUACCCGCAGCGUUUAUGUUAGGCUCCAUUUUGCUCUUCUUUUUCGGGACGAGGCUCUAUGUGUACGUAAAACCGGAGGGGAGUGUGUUUUCCGGCAUCGCUCAAGCGGUUGUUUCCGCCUACAAGAAGCGCAAGGUUAAGUUUCCGGCUGUGGUGGAGGGAGAGGUUCCCGCGGCUUUCGGGGUUCUUUAUGACCCGCCGUUGAAAGGGACCAUAGUGACAAAGCUCCCUCUCACAAAUCAAUACAGGUGCUUAAACAAAGCCGCAAUAGCCCUAGACGGAGAGGUUAAUCCAGACGGUUCUCGGGUCAACCCGUGGACCCUGUGCAGUAUCCAGCAGAUUGAAGAAGUAAAAUGCCUGAUAAAAGUAAUGCCAGUCUGGGCUUCUGGUAUCGUCUGCUUCACUGCCAUCGUCCAACAGGGAACCUUCACGGUCUCACAAGCCCUAAAAAUGGAUCGCCACCUCGGACCCAAGUUCGAGAUCCCACCCGGGACCGUCAUCGUGAUAUCCAUGAUCACGCUCGGGUUGUGGGUCCCGCUCUACGACUGGGUGCUCGUCCCCGCCUUCCGACGAAUCACUGGACAUGAAGGUGGAAUCACACUCCUCCAGAGAAUUGGGACUGGAAUAGUUUUCUCAGUCCUCUCAAUGGCUGUGGCCGGAGUAGUCGAGAAGAAGAGAAGGGAUUCAGCCCUAUCGCACGGUGGUGGGCCCAUCUCAGUCAUGUGGCUGGCCCCACAACUCAUCCUACUGGGAUUUUGUGAGGCAUUCAACAUCAUAGGCCAGAUUGAGUUUUACUACAAGGAAUUCCCUGAAAACAUGAGCAGUGUUGCCAAUGCCCUAUUCUUCUGCACCUUUUCCUUAGCUAGUUAUCUGAGCAGCUUCAUAGUGACCAUCGUGCAUCGUGUCACCGGAGGGGGCGGCCGCCCGAACUGGCUGACGAACGAUAUCAAUGCUGGUAGAGUCGAUUACUUUUACUACGUCAUCGCUGGGAUGGGGGUCGUGAACUUCGUUUACUUCUUGAUCGUGGCGAGGAAGUACAAUUACAAAGUUCGUGCUCAUUUUGGGGAAGAGAAAUCCCAAUUUGAUGAUGAGCUUGACGCCGUGAAACAAUGAAUUCGAAUUUGCUGAGUUUUUGGGGACCUUUGCGUUAAUGACUUAAGUCGGAGAAAUGUCAGCAAAUCCUCGACGAAUUGAAGGGAAACAAAGUAAUUCAAUAUUUUCUAUGCGAAAAAGAGAAAAGAAAGGUCAUUUUAUAGUUCUUAUAUAUACAUAUGUAUUAAGCUAUAUACUACUAAAAUGGCAGACAUAUUAAAAUUUCAUCUCAUCAGGAGAAAUUGUAAUGGGGAUAGUGACAUACCUGUACAAGUCUUUGUAAUAGAGAACAUUUGGUGUAGUAAGAAUAAGAUCAUCUCUCUUGCCAUUUAUUGGCAUUUUA